UCUUGAUUGCAGACGGUAAAAUCAGCGUUGAAACGUCUAUGACGAGUCAACAGCUUGGAAUGGAAAACUGCGGCAACCUCCUGUUACUGUGCAACACAUCUGGGGCAGAGAGUGAAGCCAUGAGAGACAAGUGUCAACAACCAACUGAAGGGACUGGCAGUGUCAAAAUCAAGAUAGAAGUUGAGGAUAGCAACAGCAACAGUGCUGCCAUGAACAUCCCCAAGCUGGAAUCAUCACAUCAACAUGUCAGCACUGGUUGUGAAAAUGAACAAGCCAAAGAGAGACCUGCUGAAGGGAACUGUAACAAUAACAGGCUGUCAGUCGAAGGCAGCCACACUGGAGUUAUCAUGAUGAAUCCUUGUGCAACGAAGCAUCCUGUAAUGUCAGAUGGAAAUGCUGAACAAAAUGGAAAUAUGAUAUAUUUUACUAAUGGAAAUGAUGACAGUAUUGACGAAAUCAGUACCCAGAAUAGCGAUAAAACAUUGGAUCCUUCAACCACUGGAUCCUCAUUUGAGGCAUCCAACCCAGAGACCUGCAAUUCAAGCUACAAAGAAAGCUCUUUAACACAGAACAGCUCCCUCCAAACUAGUGGCCUUGAUCAUUCAAUCAGAACUUCAAAACCUUCACAACCUGGAGCAAAGUCAACAUCAGGUGUCAGUGAAUUCAUCACAUCACUCUCCUUUGAUUCCACUCAUAUUGCAUUUGAGAACAAUGUGAAUCAUGCACUGAACACAAGGAAUCAAAAGAUGGUCCCUGAAAUGGAGUCUCUCAGUCAGCCAACUCUAUAUCACAAUGCUCAAAGUCAUGACAUGUUUCCCCAGCUUCAGAACAGGUGUUCCCAGCAAUCUGUCCCGGACACAUUGUUUGUACCCGUAGAUAACAACUGUGCAUAUGAUUCAGUUCCUGGCAUUGAUGCAUUUGGACAGCCUGUUAUGUCUCAGCAAAUGUCAGCGAUGCAACACCAUACCCUUGAUCAGGCUCGGCUCGGGAUGUCAGAAUCCCUGGGUAAAUCUGCUCAUUCAACCUGGAGCCAGCCAGGUACAGACACAUCCUUUGGAUGUCCUUUGGCUAGCUCUACUCCUGAUGUUGGAGGAAGGCAAGUCUCAAUGCCAAAUCGUGGUCAGAGAAACUUCUUCCAGGUUGGUGUACCGGCUUACCAGAACCUUCAAGAACCACGUUCUUUCUAUGGGCAGGAGAGAUCAAGACAUCUCGCACCAGAACAUAUACAGUGGAUGGCAAACAAUGUGCCUUCUGUGCCUCCACCUGGACUGAUGUACAAUCAGGAUCAGGUUCUAGACCGGAACUGGAAUGCAACUCCUGAAGGAGAAAGUAUGAUACCAGCAGAUUCCCAGAGGGCCCAAGUUCCGCAGACACACAUGUAUGUUCCUCCUCAGCAGUCUGCACCUCUGGAUAUGUCACCCAAAAUUAACCAGCCAGGUGUCAAUGGCAAUAUUUCCCAGAGAAGAAUGUUGUCUAAUUCUGAAUGUAUGAGGGAAACCACUAGAGCUGCCAAGAGAAAGCAGAGCACAAGUUCUGAGGAUAUCAUCAAUAAUCCUUAUCAACAUGCUGACAAAUCUGCCAAACUGGCACCAAGUUCUUGCAACAAAGCUGCAGAAAAGUACCAGAUCUCCACAAACGUCCACACUCUUAAACCUCGUCAUAUGAUCUCCUGGUACAUUGAUCAUCUGAUACAAGAGAAUGAGAACAUAACACAGAUAUCAAAGUCCUACACCAUCCCUGUCAACAUAUUCCAGAGUAAGGACAUGUACUUCAUGGAAGCCCUGCUGAAGAAGAUCAAUUUCCCAACACAUAGGUUCCUCAACUGGAUGCAUAGCAACUUCCCCAACAUCAAUAUUAAUGCCGUUGAUUUUGCUGAAGGGAGACAACCCUCCACCUUCUUCUCCCACCAGGAAGAAAUGUUGCCAGGCAGACACAGGAAUGAUAUUAUCAAGGAGACUUUCUUCUACUUCCAGCAGCGGAGGAUCAACUGAGUUGUGGAUCUGCUGUUUCACAAAGGCCAUUCUGCAUUCACCGCUCAUCCAAAGGAUCUGACCCCAGUUGAAAGUAUCUUUCAGGCUUUGGGAAAAUUAUUCAUUUCACAGUUUAUUGAUUAUAUGUUAUCAUUCAUGUGAAUGCCCAGAAAAUUCAUUUGAUUUCAAUGCCUAAAUCUUUCAAAACCUAUUUGAAAUAUCUCAUGUACUGAGAAGUUGAAAUGUUUUGUUCUUGAAAACUUGUUGCAUGUUUGGUUUGUAGCAUCGGCUUGUGUAUCAAUGUAUGUCAUGAACAGUGUAUGGCAUGAAUAGAGGUGAAACAAUCAGUUAUCUCAAUUGCUAUUAGUUUGUUCCUCCCUGAAUACAUUAAACCAGCUGUUUUUGAUGUUUCACUGAUGUAGGUACUACAUCCAAAUUCACUGGCAUGUUUGCAUUUCAGAACAGCCAGGUUGUCUUGAGAUAUAUUCAUGUUCAUUUCUGUAAGUUUGAAGUGUUUGUUGUCAGUGACCUUUAUUAAAUUCUGUUUAUAUUUA
Molecule: messenger RNA, 2524 nt
Organism: Haliotis rufescens (red abalone)
Lineage: Eukaryota; Metazoa; Mollusca; Gastropoda; Lepetellida; Haliotidae
Exons: 2
Coding region: 39-1991 (650 amino acids)
Source: RefSeq, a predicted model, not a curated record